This is a messenger RNA of Canis lupus familiaris (dog), 1316 nucleotides long. RefSeq names its product atherin-like. Lineage: Eukaryota; Metazoa; Chordata; Mammalia; Carnivora; Canidae. The transcript has 7 exons. The record is from RefSeq and is a predicted model, not a curated record. The annotation marks the transcript as partial.
AUGAGCGGGUGCGAGGCGGCCACCGCGAGCCCGAAGCCGCCGGGCCAGCAGGCUGCGCACGGGCAGCAGGGCGUAGGACACGAAGGGGACCAGCAGCAGCGGCCACACGCCCUGGUCGGCGGCCGCCGCGCCCGCAGCCGCACCGGCCGGGGUCCCCGCGGGGCGGCCGAGCGCCACGGGGCAGCAGAGCAGCGCGAAGGCGAGGCUGAAGAGCAGCGCCAGCGGGCCGACCUGCCCCAGCUGCGGGCCCCGCGGCGAGCGCACGUGGGUGGCCACGAGCAGCGCCAGGAAGAGCGCGCAGUGCGCGGGGGCGAGCCCCGGGCAGGCCGCCCGCGGGCCCCGGCGCGCCCAGCAGCUCGGCCAGCGCCCGCCAGCGCGCUCAGCACCGCCAGCGCCUUCAGCGUGGCCGCCUGCGCCGCCGCAGCGUGUAGCCGGGAGCAGCGCCCCGGGGGCCUCCGCCUGCGCCGCCGCCGCCCGGGCCGCGCGGCGCCCCCGCCCUCUCAGCUCGCGCGGAGCACCCUGCGGGGCGAGGACGGGGGCCGCACCCCUCCGACCGCGGGACCUGGCGCCCCGGCCCUGCGCACCGGCAGCGAGCGCGGGGAGGCCUCCGGGCUGCAGGACCCACCGGCCGGCCGGGCCAGGACGGACCAGAUCCCGGAGCACACCACCGGGCAUCGCCAGCGCCUCGUUAGAGACGGGAACGCGGACCUCCUGGAGCAGGAGCACAGCCGGUUCCUCGGACCUGUCAUCGAUCCCAAAUCUCGGGCUUUGCCUUUGAGGCUCACCGCGGCUGAGGGCUUGUCCGACCCAGAAACCCCGGAACUCUGCGGGACGGCGGUGGGCGUCGAACGGCAGGGCUGCGGCCUCGCCAGCAGCAUGUGGGCGCAGGCGGCCGACAAGGAGAGUGAGCGGGUCCUCCAGCCAAACCAGGGGCCACAGCUGGAUGGGCAGGGUGAGCAACCGGAGGCGGUGGAUGGAACUGGUACCCUGAGCUCUGGAGGACCAGAACUGUGGUGCCCAGACAACCCCAGACCCGGAGCUGCUGGAACUGACCUCUUCUCUUCAGAGCCAGGGGUCCUGCGAGGCCAGGCCGGGGCAGCAAACUGGAAACUGUCAGAGUUCAGGAAUGAGGCCGAGGCUGGUAGAGACGGAGCCACAGCCCAGCGGGGGAAAGACAGGGACACAGGCGCAAAGCGUGCCACUGGAGGGGACAGGCAGUCAGUGAGCGCGAGAGCCUCGCACGCUGGAGGCAGUGCUGGUGUGGCCCCUGAACAGAGCGGGGUCCCCUGGCUGAAUGGGGACGAGGAUGAGAUUGU